Candidula unifasciata is the source of this 492-nucleotide messenger RNA. The record is from the annotation of a GenBank genome assembly. Lineage: Eukaryota; Metazoa; Mollusca; Gastropoda; Stylommatophora; Geomitridae.
UCUGGCCUAACUCCCCUGCAUGUGGCAUCUUUCAUGGGACACAUGAACAUUGUCAUCUACCUGAUCCAGCACAAUGCCAACCCCAACACAACCACUAAUGGGCUGACCCCACUGCAUGUGGCCACUCACUACAACCAUGCCAACGUGGCACAAUUGUUGCUGGAGAAUAAGGCAGACCCACAUGCCACUGCCAAGAAUGGACUGACCCCCAUGCACUUGGCAGCUCAAGAAGAUCAUGUGCCGGUGGCGGAGAUUCUGUGCAAGUAUGAGGCCGAGACGGACACCAGCACCAAGGCUGGCUACACCCCGCUGCACACCGCUUGCCACUUUGGCCAGGUCAACAUGGCCCGCUUCCUGCUGAACCAUGGUGCUUCUGUCAAUGCCACGACUAAGGUUGGUUACACUCCUCUUCACCAAGCUGCCCAACAAGGUCACGUCCAGGUGGUCAGUCUCCUCCUGAAGAACCAGGCCUCUCCUAAUGAAGUCACAAAU